AUGAUGAAGACUUCAUCGAAAGUCAGUGCGCUUUGCGUCAGCACUUGGUCAUUGCCUGGCUUUGGCAAUGAAUGGAAUCAUGCGAAGGAAGCUACUGUACUGCAACUUACGUAUGUCAGCCAUGUAUGGCUUCAGGUUGUGGGUAGUAUGGCCAGUUCGAUAUCGUCUUGUACCCACCUCUCGACACUGACACUCCAUCGUGCCCUGCCUGCGUGCGAACGCGCGAGAUUGAGGCAGUUUUCCCGUGCUGCGCUAGACCGGAUUGGGCGAUACAUCAACAGAGCACCCUGUUGGAACUCGGUGGUAGCUUCCAGCCUUUUGACGCCUGACAGACUGUCGACCCUUGCGAGCAUCUCGGGUUACCGCUCGAUUACGACUGGAUUACGUGGACAGGCAAUGAUGCGGGGUAUUCUGCGACUCUGGACAUAUCUCUUGCCUUUGCUCUCUACAACCGCAAUCUUCGCCUCUGCCUCUGCCUCUGCCUCCGCCUCAGAGUUAGACCAACAGCCAUUUGAAUUCGGAGACAUGUCCGCACCACAGUACUCCCUACCUCCCCUGCCCUACGCAUAUGAUGCGCUCGAGCCACACAUCUCGAAGCAGAUUAUGGAGCUGCAUCAUGGCAAGCACCACCAGACCUACAUCACGAACCUGAAUGCUGCCUUGAAGACCCAAGCCGAGGCCGUUCAAACUUCUGAUAUCACGUCUCAAGUCUCUCUACAACAAGGCAUCAAGUUCAAUGCCGGUGGACACAUCAACCACUCUUUGUUCUGGCAGAACCUCGCCCCAGCCAGCUCACCGGAAGCCAAGAGUUCAGCGGCUCCCGAGCUAGUCAAGCAGAUCAAAGCAACUUGGGGUGACGAAGCCAAGUUCAAAGAAGCUUUCAAUGCAGCUCUCCUUGGCAUCCAAGGAAGCGGCUGGGGCUGGUUGAUCAAGGUAGAGACUGGCAAGGAGCAGAGACUGGCCAUUGUGACUACAAAGGACCAGGAUCCAGUUGUUGGGAAAGGCGAGGUUCCAAUCUUUGGCGUCGACAUGUGGGAACACGCAUACUACCUUCAAUACCUCAACGGCAAAGCCGCUUACGUCCAAAACAUCUGGAACGUUAUUAAUUGGAAGACAGCUGAGGAACGUUUCCUGGGAUCUCGUGCUGACGCUUUCAAAGUCCUCAAGGCCUCCAUGUGA
This is a messenger RNA of Plenodomus lingam JN3, 1179 nucleotides long. The record is from RefSeq and is a predicted model, not a curated record. Lineage: Eukaryota; Fungi; Ascomycota; Dothideomycetes; Pleosporales; Leptosphaeriaceae.